Molecule: messenger RNA, 649 nt
Organism: Cebus imitator (Panamanian white-faced capuchin)
Lineage: Eukaryota; Metazoa; Chordata; Mammalia; Primates; Cebidae
Gene: PGBDF
Product: chromosome unknown C17orf50 homolog
Exons: 4
Coding region: 1-561 (186 amino acids)
Molecular function (GO): zinc ion binding
Source: RefSeq, a predicted model, not a curated record
AUGGAGAGCUUCCUUAAGCAGGCCGCCCUGACCUCCCACCGUCCCGCAGGUGUGAAGACCCCGUUGUGGAAGAAGGAACCGGAGGAGGCCCGGGCCGGGGAGGCGGAGCAGGAGGAAGCGAAGGAGGGGUCGGAGGAGGAAGACUACCAGAGGUCGCUGGAGGACAGCGCGGCGGAGGGCGAGGAGCCGCCGCGGGAGGCGGAGGAGAGCGAGGGCCGCGAGCGGCGAUCGGUGUCCUACUGUCCGCUGCGCCAGGAGUCCAGCACCCAGGAGGUGGCGCUGCUGCGGCGCGCGGACAGCGGCUUCUGGGGCUGGCUCAGCCCCUUCGCGCUGCUGGGCGUCCUGACUGCUCCCACCGACAGGAAGCGGAGCCUACCGGAGGAGCUGUGCGUGCUGGAGAUCCGGCGACGACCGCCGCGCCGCGGGAUCUGUGCGCGCUGCGAGAUCCUUUUCUGCAAGAAAUGCAGGAGUCUGCACAGCCACCCAGCCUAUGUGGCGCACUGCGUUCUGGAUCACCCGGAUCUGGAUCCUUCUGGCCCGGUGGGCAGAGGCGUCGCCUAGAGAAAAUAACCUCCAGGUUCCCUCAUCCCUCUGACAAACCUGCCUCUUUCCCUGAAACCAUUCAAUAAAACCUCUGAUCAAAUUGUCA